Spinacia oleracea (spinach) is the source of this 2100-nucleotide messenger RNA. RefSeq lists its product as uncharacterized. Bases 1 to 1491 code for a protein of 496 amino acids. Gene Ontology annotation, biological process: regulation of DNA-templated transcription. Gene Ontology annotation, cellular component: nucleus. The transcript is spliced from 6 exons. Lineage: Eukaryota; Viridiplantae; Streptophyta; Magnoliopsida; Caryophyllales; Amaranthaceae. Gene Ontology annotation, molecular function: sequence-specific DNA binding; DNA-binding transcription factor activity. The record is from RefSeq and is a predicted model, not a curated record.
AUGAUGAUGAGUAGCUCAAAUAAUGGUGAGUCUAGUGGUUCUUCAGCUUCAUCAGCCGGAGGAGGAGAGUUCGAAAUAGCGAAAGUAUUGGCUAGCUUAAGAAAACAUGAUAACGCAGCGGCAGCUGUGGCGGUGGAGGUGGAGGUGGAGGUGGAAAAGGAGAUGAGGGGAACUACCGGUGGUGGUGCCAAGUCAACCGACUCGGUUGGACAAGAUGAUAAUAACAAUAAUAAUAAUAAUAAUAAUAAUAAUAAUAAUAGCAAUGGCUGGGGAAGUAAAGGGAAGCGGUGGCUAAGUAGUAGUGGUGGUAACUAUAAUAAGCGUGUCAAGGAGUGUAGUUCAAUUCAUUCUUCUUCUCCUUUGCCUUUUGAUCUCAACGUGGAUCAGCCUAGUGUAUAUCAAGAGGAGUGUCAAAAUGUUGAUGCAAAAACUGAGGAGACAUGCGAAUCAGCUGAACGUGGCCGCGUUUGCAAUUCCCCACAUAAUGGUGGAAGGUCAAGGCAUAAUCUGACUGAGGCGGAGAAGGAAGCACGGAGAAUACGUAGGAUAUUAGCCAACAGGGAGUCUGCAAGACAAACCAUUCGCAGGAGACAGGCUUUUCAUGAAGAACUAACAAGGAAAGCUGCAGAUUUAGCAUCAGAAAAUGAAACUUUAAAAAGAAGCAAGGAGUUAGCAGUCAAGGAGUUUCAGUCUCUACAAACUACAAACCAAAACCUCAAGGGGCAGUUAUCUCAAACAUUAGGAUGCAAACUUGGAGAAAAUAAGGAAGAAGCGCAAUCAUCCAGUCCGGAUACUCAUAAUCUCAAUUCAGCUAAUUGGGCACAGUUAAUGUACAAUAAAUUGUCUGCAGGAUCUUUUGUAUUCCCUGCAUGUGUGUCUCCUUCAGACUUGAACGUAUCAACUUUGAGUCAACAGCUUUAUAGUUCUCGCAUGUCUGAAAAUACCUCCAGUAUCAAUGGCCAAAAUAUGCCCUGGUGUAUACUGCCCUGUCCUGUGUUCCUUCCAAUACCUGAUAUCAAGAAUUUCCCGUCUUUACUUUUGAAAGAUAAAGAUGAAGUCAGUUCAGUUGAUUCUAUACAUGCUCAUGCUCAUGCUCAUAGUCCAUCUUCCGUUCUACAUUGCCUACACAACUGUCCCUUGGUUAGAUCAGCAGAUAAGGUAAGUAGAGGUCUUCCAUUAACACAAGACAAUUGUAUAAAUGGUUUCCAUCAAACUCCAUUUGGGAUUUCUAUUGCUGGAGUGAAUCAACAGAUAGCACCUCAGUUGCGAGAUGGAUUUUCUGUAGAUGGAGAGGAUUGUAUAAUUCCACAUUCUCUAAAUAAUACCGAUACUUGUUCAGCAACAGUUCUGGAGACACCAAGUGCUUUGCCAGAAAAAAGAAAAGAGCGUACUCUAAGAAAGAAAGAGAGUACAGUUGCAGGAGCAGAGGCCAGGAAAAAGCGGAAAGAACUGAUGAAAUUGAAGAGCCGACUCCACUGCCAUCUAUUAUAGCCAAGAGAAAAACUUGUGGUCUAGUGAUAGAGUUUUUCUAAUUCACUAACGACUAUUCUUAUAUUUCUGUGAACCAACAUUUUGUAUGGAGACCUUUGCUCUAGGUAUACCGUGUUUCUGUAACCGUUGAGUGGCUUACAGCAGUCGGUAUGGACUAGGAACAUUUUGUACUGGUGGAUUUAUUUUGGGAAGACCGUGUUUAUGGAGGCGCUGCUGGGAGUAUGUUGUUCAAAACAACUGACUUUGGAAGACUUAAUCAUGUAGUUGGUUGCUAGUUUUGAAUGUAUUUAAAUGUCUUCUCUCAUUUGUCAGGUGUUGAACAGAUUUUCUUAUGUUGGUUGCUACUUUUACUAGUAAGAGAUAAGAGAUUUAGGGGCAACACUGCAUACAGGCGACCUCCUCUAAAGCUCCUGUCAGUCCUCUGGAUUUCGUGGCUGUUUUAUCAGUUGCUGUUUCUCGUAAGCAGUUGCGUGUAUGCCAGGUUUCCUGAAUCCUUCCAGUGUGAUCUGUUUUUUCUGUAAUCUCGUUAUUUGUAACAGUGAGCUAGAUUAGCACUGUAAUUCACCAUAAAAUGGAGAAACAAAGGCCUAAGCCAAUGGACAUAUCAUC